Messenger RNA from Styela clava, 1276 nucleotides. RefSeq lists its product as uncharacterized. The record is from RefSeq and is a predicted model, not a curated record. NCBI's taxonomy places the organism in Eukaryota, Metazoa, Chordata, Ascidiacea, Stolidobranchia, Styelidae. Gene Ontology annotation, cellular component: membrane. Gene Ontology annotation, biological process: immune response. Gene Ontology annotation, molecular function: tumor necrosis factor receptor binding.
UAAAACUUUCUGGCAAAUAUGUUGAUACAUUAAUAUUGAUACAAAUUUUUUCAGGUAAAUGAAUUAAUAGUUGUUAAUGAAUUUUAAGAUUAUAUGAUUGCCUUAACAUGAAAAGAGAACAAAAUGGAAUCAAGUCAUCUUCAAACUGAAACGAAUUUGCUGCAAUUUCGAGACUUGUGCAACGGUGAAAGACGUGCAAAUGUAUCGCUACUUUUCAAGGCAUUCUGCAUGUUCACUUUGGCAAAUAUUUUACUAGUGGUAUACUUUACGGUGGAUCACCAGUGGGAGCAGAAAAAACUCGAUAAUGAAAUAGGUGCCAUUCGACGAAUGCUGCCUAAUUUGAAAUUUCCACAUAAUUAUCAGACAUGUAAUGAAGAAGGAAGCUUGUGUUCUUUAAAUCGGCAAAUUAUAAACGCAAAGAAAAGAUUCGAAACUUGUGAUGAGAAGCUGUCUUCGCUGAAAGUCGUGAAAAGCAUCACACAAGAGAAAGAAGAGACUUUUGAUAUUUGGAAUUCGAUUCAGAGACCAUUUAUACAACUCGAAUUGGGUGGAAAUCACUCUCCUGCAGAAAAAAUGGACAAAAAGCAACAUUCACCAUAUUAUUUACGAGGGUGGGAGUCAAAUCAACCAGAUAUAUGUGUGAAUACCAGUCCUUAUCUGGUACAUAAGGAAAGAAUAAAAAUUAAAAAAGAUGGUUAUUACUACGUUUACAGUCAGGUUACGUUUGAAUGUUCCAGACAUAAUUCAGGCGCCGCACAAAUUCACACUCACACGGUAGAGUUACUGGAACGUAAGCCACAAACAUUGAUAGUCAGUGUCUAUCAGCUAUGCGGAUAUGGAGAGCAGGGAAAAUUGAAAGUGUCUUAUCAGGGCGGAAUCUUCCAUCUGACCAAACGAAAUUAUCUUUCUGUCAAAAUUGAAAAACCAGAUGCAACAAAAGUACAUCAUCAUUAUGAAGAUCACAAAGCAUUUUUUGGUGCAUACCUAAUUUAGAAGUUUGUAAUAACGAUGUUGUAUUUUUACUUUAUUGCUAUGUUGCCAAAUUUCUAUGGCUUCUAUGUCUUCUAAAAACGAGUCCAUUUUUACAUCUUUCAAAACAAUGACUAAUUAAUCUCAGCGUCUUCUGAAAAGGUACUCAAUGUUUUUCCUUUAUUCAGCAGUCGAAAUUAUUGAUGUAAUAAUUAAUGAAAAACUAUUUGUACAGCAUAAAAUGAAUUCGAGUUUUAUCUCUUGAUGUACAUGUGACUUCAUCAUUCGAAUAUACCAUGAAUUCGGA